This is a messenger RNA of Syngnathus typhle (broad-nosed pipefish), 5776 nucleotides long. RefSeq names its product SH2B adaptor protein 3 (gene sh2b3). The record is from RefSeq and is a predicted model, not a curated record. Bases 597 to 2801 code for a protein of 734 amino acids. Gene Ontology annotation, cellular component: plasma membrane. Gene Ontology annotation, molecular function: transmembrane receptor protein tyrosine kinase adaptor activity. Gene Ontology annotation, biological process: intracellular signal transduction. The transcript is spliced from 8 exons. NCBI's taxonomy places the organism in Eukaryota, Metazoa, Chordata, Actinopteri, Syngnathiformes, Syngnathidae.
UGGACCAAGUAGAUAGAUAAAUCAAGCUAGUGAUCAGAUCAUUGAUUGUUUGUCUUUUAUUUAAAUUGAUAAUCGAUGAUCGGCUCCCAAAUCCUGAUCGUGUAAAGCUUAAUACUGUACAAAUUAUGACCAAGAUAGUAGGUCUCUUUAAACUGGCAUGUGAAGCUUUUAUUUUUGGCUCAAGCAGAAACCGGAAAAGCUGUGAAGUAUUUCUAACUUGACGUAGCGGUAUAUCUUCUUUUUUUUUCCCACUGAGCGGAAACGAGGGUCCCCACUUUUUUUUUUCCGCGUCAAGUUCGUGCCUCAAAGUUUUUCUUCUCUCUCUUCUUUUAAGUCAGAGACAUUGUCGCGUCAAGUCACGAUGGAAGCCAAAGAGACCAUUUUGUGCACUUCUUCCCGCUGAGGUCGACUCUUGCUCUAUUUUUUCUUUUUCUUUUUGGUUCUUCCCGCCGACGCCACUUUAGUGGCCAACUUUUGGAUGCCUUUUCGACACAUUUCCGUUAUGCGAAGUCCAAACUGUUGUGUUGUCGUCGUGCAGCGGUGGGUGCCCGUCCGAGAUAACGGAGAACUGAUUCUCAGCCGGUCUGGUUACUGCAAUGAAUGGUAACACAUUCCAUCCAGCCAGCACCACCGCAACAGUAGGAGGCGGCCCUGGCGUGGCGGCGCUCCCGAGAGGCUGGAGGGAGUUCUGCGAGCUGCACGCUAUCGCUACAGCUCGGCAACUCGCCGGACACUACCAAAGCUUCGCCAGGGAGCGCCCCCAGCAUGACGUCCUCCCGCCCGAGACCUUUUCCAAGCAGUUCACCGACCUCUUCCAGCAGCAUUUCCGCUGCGAGGUGGACAAGGACGGCACGCCUCUCCAGCAGAGCGCCUGUUCCGCCGCUCCGGGCGCCGCUCCGGCGGUUCCUCCGGUUCCAUCGCAGACCGUGAUAGGUCGAUUGCGAAUCGGCGCUUUGUCCGGCGUGCAGGACUACCGGGAGUCGGGUCGACAAAGCGGAGGUGCCGCUCUCUUCGCCGUGGUGUCGCCAAAAGUGGAGCCGGUGAGCAGGGAGCAAGAGCGGCCUCUUCGAUGUGCGGCGGGAAACACCCGUUCGGGAAACCCGGUGCUGCUCAAGGGCUUGACCCGUACCUUGGGCAGCGGGUCACUGUUGUUCCGUAGCCGUAGUGACGAGGAGCUGUCUGGCACAGACGCUCGACAAACACCCGACUCUUUGGCGCCCGGUCCGGCCCACGCUGAUGUCACGCACUUCUCCGUCAAUCAGAUUCGGCAGUCUGUCAGACGACUUUUUAAGAAACGGACCCUCCCCAGUCCGCCUUCGUCACAGGACCUGUCCGCCAACAACAACAACCCCGCCCGGUCCCUCAGCGGGCCCGUAAGCAGCACGGCGGCCUUGGCGUCUGAGCAAACAUUAGCCUCCUUGUCCCUCAACUCUGAAAGCACGCCCACGGCAUUGUCGCCGCUCUCAGGGGUAGCUUCCAACUUCUUGGAUCGUUUCCGCUGGUUACGCGGCGGGAGCGUGAGGCAGAGGAGGUCGGAGGUCAGCGGCUGCUGUAAAGAGGGCCAGCUGAGGUACUUGCUGGUGGACGACACCAUCUCAGACUCUUUGCCGCGAUGGCAGCGCUGCCGCCUGCUGGUCAGGAGGAUCCGGGACGCUGAAGGCGAGGGCUACCAGUUGGAGCUUUAUGAUCCCCCAAAGGCCUCUGCUCCCAAACUGACGACUCACUGCUCAGAUAUCCAAGAAGUCCGUCGCUGCAACCGGCUGGAGAUGCCUGACAACUUAAACACGUUUGUUUUAAAGGUUAACCGAGGAAGUUUGAUAUUCGAGACAGACAACGACCAGCAGGUCAGCUCCUGGACCACCGAGAUUAAAGAAUGCAUCAGCAACAGAUUGGGCAGUGUGGAUCUGGAGCCCCUUCCCUCCCCGGCUGACAGCGCCGUUUCGACCAAUCACAGGGCAAGCUCAGAGCCUGGAAGUCAAAGUGAUUGGCGGCCCGCUUCAUCCCACACGGCCCCCCAGACUCGUCCUGUCACAAUUAGCUGCCCAGUCACCUUGGCUCUGCCAGAGACGCUCAUCCACAAGACGGAUCACUUCCUUUUCUCCUACCCAUGGUUCCACGGGCACAUCUCACGCGUCAAGGCGGCCCACUUGGUUCAGAGCUCGGGGGCCGAGGGGCACGGCGUCUUUCUGGUGCGUCAGAGCGAGACGCGGCGAGGGGACUACGUCCUCACCUUUAAUUACCAAGGAAAAGCCAAGCACCUGCGGCUCUCGCUGACCGAGUGGGGGCAGUGUAGGGUGCAGCACCUGCGCUUCCCUUCCGUCAUGGAAAUGCUCAGCCACUUCCGCCUCUUCCCCAUCCCGCUGGAGUGCGGCUCCGCCGGCGCCGUCACGCUCUCCAGCUUUGUUGUGGCCGGCUCCAGCCCCCCAUCACAGGGUCAGCUCACUGGCGCCCUCUUGGUGCCGUUCUCGCUGCACCGCUGGAACUCGGAGCCCAACGUAGCUCAUUGCAGCGCGUCUCUCAGCUGCAGCCAGGCACCCUCCUCUUCGUCCUCCUCUUCCUCGUCCUCCUCCGCCGCCACGGGCACUUCCGGCCCGCAGCCGUUUCGCCGGGCCGUCCCGGCCCCGCCGCCUCCGUCGAGCGCCGCCGCCUCGGCUGCCCUACGCCGCAGCGAGUCUGCGGGCCGGCGAGCCCCGCUCCGCCACGGCAACCCGCCCGUCAUCCCCCAGCGAGACUCGGACUACGAGCUGGAGCCCGAGCGCGGACGCAAGCGGGCCAUUGAUAAUCAGUACAUGUUGCUCUGACCUCCCGCCGCCCGAAUCGACGAGAUGCACGCGGGUUCGAUGGCUUCCGCACGAGUGUCCGCAGUGAAUGUAUUUUGACGUUUGGCACAGGUGGGAAGCAGAUGGCUUGUCCUCAAGCCCAGCAAGCAAAAACUAUUUUUAUACGUUUUCUAAAGGCGAACUUUUGAAGGUUGGCUUCAACCAAUGCUAGCUUGAGGAAUUGACAGUUUUAUUUUGUAUUUUUUCAUAUUUAUGUUGGCUGCCUCCCGUCGCCUCCUUUCGUUACUUUGCUAGAUCACUUUUUUUAACCCCGACCCCUCAAAAGAAAGAAAGACUUUCAUUUUUGGCACAGCGCUCAAUUCCUUACACAACCAACAAAGCACUCUUCUUUCUCUUCUUUGAGUCUUCUGCUGCUCUGUCACAAUAUUUCUCACAUUUGCGCAUUAUUUAAAUAUGAAAGCUACGAGGCUCGCACGCUGAAGUUCUGGAUUUGAAUCCAGCUUCAGCUUCCUCUCGCAUGCAUGUCGUGUCAGUCAAGGAAUCUCAACUGUCCGCAGAUGUGAACGUGAGUGUGAAUGAUUGUUUGUCUCUAUGUGCCCUGUGAUUGGCCAGCGACUAGUUUAGGGUGUGCCCGGCCUCUUGCCCAAAAGUCAGCAAGCAGCCAAGAGGGCACUUUGGAGAUGACGUGUUUUAUUUUCUCCAGGAAUCCCAAAAACUUACAUCAACUCUUUCAUAGAGAGACCUUGCAAAAUUGUGUAAUUUGCCUUUCACACAGAAUCUUGUAUACACAUUCGCGGGUGUUAUUCUGCCACUUGUGGCCUGUGUCGUUUUGACACAGAGAUCCUGCAAUAUAGUGAAGCUCCGCCAUUGUAUAAGUCAUUUACAGAGAAGCAAUCUGCCGAGAUAUUUUUGCAUGUGUGCACUUUUUAACUGCAGCACAGCAUCCCGCAAUGCCAGCCUCUGGUGACAGAAGAACUUUUUUUUUUUAACCAAAAAUGGGCUCACUGGAACUGGUUCACAACCGGAAUUGGGCCAAUGCACAUAUUUGAUCUAGAUUUUCAAAUCUCAUGGGAUACUACCAAACCAAAAAUGACAUACAAAUUGUGUUUUCUGUCAUCCAAUGGACAAGUGUUUACUUUUUCUACCUGUCAGUAUACAUCGCUGGCAAAAAUAGAUGUUAGUGAUGAAUGAAAGCCCUUUAUACUCACUAAGGUGGCUGUUAUGAAAUAUUUCUUUAUUUGUGAGCCCAAGUGCCUCGUGCAUUUGAGCACCAUCACGCUUGUGUACAUUUUGUUUGGGUGAUUUAUGAACGUGGGAGUGUUAUAGAUAGAUAGAUAGAUAGAUAGAUAGAUAGAUAGAUAGAUAGAUAGAUAGAUAGAUAGAUAGAUAGAUAGAUAGAUAGAUAGAUAGAUAGAUAGAUAGAUAGAUAGAUAAGAUAGAUAAGAUAGAUAAGAUAGAUAAGAUAGAUAAGAUAGAUAGAUAGAUAGAUAGAUAAGAUAGAUAAGAUAGAUAAGAUAGAUAAGAUAGAUAAGAUAGAUAAGAUAGAUAAGAUAGAUAGAUAAGAUAGAUAGAUAAGAUAGAUAGAUAAGAUAGAUAGAUAAGAUAGAUAGAUAAGAUAGAUAGAUAAGAUAGAUAGAUAGAUAGAUAAGAUAGAUAGAUAAGAUAGAUAGAUAAGAUAGAUAGAUUAGAUAAGAUAUUUUUUUAAACAUGUCCAACUCUACUUUUUUAGGUUUGUUAUUUUUCCUAACACACACACAAGUAGCAUUAACUGUUUGGUGUGCAUCGUCACCACAACUACAAAAUCACAAAAUCUACGUCCACCCCGCUUUAUUUUGCGAGCAAUGGGAUGUCUUAACACUAACACGCGUCCGAUUGUUGUUGUUGUUGUUUUCUUUUGGCACUUCAACCAAAUGGAUGAGUGAUGUUGUUCUUGCAACUGUAACAUGUUGAGUCAUCGCGAGUCUCUGCUUCAAUUAAUUAAAAAGAUAGUGUGUUGUGCAAUAUUAAUUCCACAUAGCCGCAAUGUUCUCAUACGAUAUAUAUAUUUGUUUUUAACCAGUGGUGGGGAACUUUUUAUAUUUUCUAGUCCUCUGAGGGCCAAACUAAAUUACAAUGAACAAAUAUGAUACAAGUGUUUAUUGUUCAAUAUGAUGAGCGUUGGUGGGUUAAGGCUUUUUUUCUUAACUAUAUGUAACAGUUGAGGUUAUAUUUUAUUUUUUUCAACUUGCCCCACGUUGGGUUCCCCAGCCCUGCUUCAAGGCUUCAGCCACUUUUUUAAUGACCAUGAUGAUGGUUUGCUGCCGUUGUGCCUAUUGAGUUGAUUUUAAAAAUUUCCCAUUAAUGAAUUGAAUGUGUUCUCAAUACUGUUUGUGUUUACCUCAGCACUGUAAAGCUCCCCCACCCCAAGACCACCACCACAGAGCUUUUGAAUGAAGAUGUUGUCUUUGUGUUCACAAUCCUUUUUCACUCAGUUGUAAACCUUCUAAAUUAUAUAUCAACUGUACAUUGGACUUUUUUUUUCUUUUUUGGGGGGGAAAUAAACAACCAGACAAAAGCAUCCUACCACCCAGUACAUUUUUAAGGUAGUUACAAUUAACAUAUCUGAACAAUAUGAACUUUGUUUUGUUAAAGCAGUGCUUCUCAAUUAUUUUCUGUUACGCCCCCCCUAGCAAGAAGAAAACUAUUCGCGCCCCCCCUCCCCACCGUGACUAUCCUAACUUGUCUUGUAAAUCGUAAAAUGUUGCACUGUCGCAAACGUGACAGAAGUAACAAUGAGAGCGCCACUGCCCCCUGCUGUAGUAAACGCGCAAUUACACUUUAUUCUAGUACUGCCCAAAAAAAAGCCUGUUCCCCAGGGUCACACGCACCCCCCCAGGAAUAGCACCGCGCCCCCCAAGGGGGGCGCGCCCCACUAUUUGAGAAGCACUGGCCUAGGUGACUGAUUCACAAUUUGGUUUUGUCUGAUAUCAGAGAUUAAAUAAAGAAAACCAACUGGC